AUGGUCCAUUGCAUUUUCCAGAUUGCAGUUGCUACUAUCUUUCACAACCUCGCCUACCUCUCCUAUAUGCUGCAUCAAUCUUCUACUUCCGCAAUCCAGGUGCUAGCGCGCACUAUGCCCCGAGCCCACCUCCUGCCAGUCCUCUGUCUUCGAGUCUGUCUCGGGCAACUUUUCGCAGCCACUCAAAGCCCAGUCGGUUCGGAUUCCUCUGUAACAUAUGUGACAAGAGUUCAUCCAGAAGCUGCGUUUAGACUUCUUGUCAGUCUAGGAACUGCACUUUCCAUGCUAAAUGAUCAGGUUGCUGCUGAUACAUCUGCCCAGUCGAUUAAGCAGAUUCAGAAAGCUCAUGUGGCCCGUCUUCUGGCCUGUGCUUAUUCUGCAAUCGUGUCGACCCUGAAUGGCUCCUCUUCUGAUAGUAACAAAAAUUUAGAUACUGAAUCCACUGAACAAGAAGCGGAACAUUUCGAAAAGGCUCGUGGAAUCAUUGAGAUAUGGGCCAAAUCA
Molecule: messenger RNA, 504 nt
Organism: Protopolystoma xenopodis
Lineage: Eukaryota; Metazoa; Platyhelminthes; Monogenea; Polystomatidea; Polystomatidae
Source: the annotation of a GenBank genome assembly